Molecule: messenger RNA, 3405 nt
Organism: Diuraphis noxia (Russian wheat aphid)
Lineage: Eukaryota; Metazoa; Arthropoda; Insecta; Hemiptera; Aphididae
Product: anoctamin-7-like
Biological process (GO): chloride transmembrane transport
Cellular component (GO): plasma membrane
Molecular function (GO): chloride channel activity; protein dimerization activity
Source: RefSeq, a predicted model, not a curated record
AUGCCAUCGGACGACGAUGAUAGCAGCUCUCGGAAAGUACAGAAUCAUCAUCAACACAGAUCGCCGUCGUCUACUCUGUCACAGACGACUCAGGAGGCGGCUAUGUCAUUUGAAGUACAGUUGAGACACGCGGCGUUAAGUCUUGGAGCACGUGUUAUUGGACAACGUCCGGCGAGCGACGGGGAACGCGAUCUAUCUCCGCCAACGGCCGAAAUCGGCACACCAACUGAAAACGAAAACCAUAUCGAUAUCGCUGCCGAAGUCGAUUUGGCAAUAUCACAAUCACCACCAUCACCACCACCUCUACCACCAGUACCGCCGUCACCAUAUCUUUCUCAACGAAUCGAGCAUCGGAAAUCUUCAACCAAAAUUCUCGAUGAACAUAGGAAACUUAACACUGUUGAUUUUGUGUUAGCCUAUAAAAGGCAACGAAUAGUUAAGGAGGAUGACAGUAAACUGAACGACGAGACUGAAAGACGAAAGUUUUAUCACGAAUUACGAGCACAUGGGAUUUUGGUAAACAUCGAUGAUGAUCCAACGUGUUCACUAGAUGCAGGCCGAACAUGCUUUGCUUUGCUACAGCUAGAGCAGCGUCUCUUGGGAUGCAGUUGCCGGUGUCAUGCAACCAAUAGUGACAGUAAAAGCGAAGAUAAACAAACACUUUACAAUUCGAAAGAUGUUAAUUACCAACAGUAUCCAAAUGGAAAUGGUAAUCACGAAAAAUUUAAUAAAAAAUUAACAUCCGCCCAACGGGCUCAGAUCGUGUGGCAUAUCUUACUCCGAAUCGGUUCUGGUAAUAAACAAGGCGCUAAUGUUAUGAGUCUUGAACAAUUGCUGGAGACCGAAAUAAUUUCUGCCGCCUAUCCAAUACACGACGGUAGUAUUAAACUUCAAGAGGGAGAAGACGUAAACAACAUCAAUGAUAGACAGGUUCUCUAUGAAAAAUGGGCUAGACCCGGUUUAAUCAUACCCCAAAAAUGGAAAUCUGAUGAAAACAUUAAUGCUUUGAUCCGAAAGUAUUACGGAAUUCCGGUAGCUGUUUAUUUCUGCUGGCUUCGAUACUAUACGAUAUGGUUAGUUGGUCCUGCCAUAGCUGGACUAGUGUGGUUCCUGUACGGAUUGAUAACGACUCGUAGCGAUGUGCCAACCCACGACAUUUGUGAUCCAAAAUCACAAGUAGCCGAUUGGAUCUUGUGCCCAACUAGAAGGUGCAAUUCAAGUUUCUGUGGCUUCACGCGGGUAUUGGACACUUGUGGACUAUACAGAUGGACAUCAGCUGCGACUUUCGAUAGACCGGGUGCGGUCGUGUUUGCGGUUUUCAUGUCAUUUUGGGCCACGGCGUUUCAAGAACUGUGGACUACGUACACUUGGCAGAUGGACGAACAACACAAUAGCGAAAUAUCGCGAACGUCGUUCGAAUGUUGUGUCGGCUGUUCCAGUUCGGGUGACGAUAAAGUACCACUAAAGCGGCCACCUUGGCCGCCAACUCCAGGACCACGUCAUCGCCGCCGUGCGCCUCCAUCCGUCACAGUCCACAAGUCCAUCCUCCACCCAACGAUGAUUUCGCCACCGAACGCCAACCACGGAUCACCAAUGCUAUCGGUGGACGUGAUUUACCGGUGGUGGAUGUCCAAACUAUCGGACGCAUUAAGGGUAAUAGCGUUUUUUGUGACACUGGCCACCGUGGCCUUGGUGCCCAUACUGAUUGUGGUUUACCGCGGCCGAGUCAUUGGGUGGCUCAUGUCAGCCAUUUYCCAUCAGGACGGCGGUGACGGACGGGCACCACCGAAGUCGACGGUGACCAGCCAUAACGAUGACGACACUGCCAGCCACCACAGACAGCACAGCUUUUUCCUGUUGAACUAUACCAACAGUGGUGAACUGAGCAGUUGGAAGGCGGCCGUGGCCGCCGCAUGCGCAACAUUCGUCCAACUCACGGCUAUCGUGGCCCUCCAUCGUGGUUACAGUGGCGUGGCUGAAUGGCUCACCAAGUACUCAUAUCAUUCGGCGUACAACCCACGGUACCAGAGCCUUUACACCGUGUACAUGUCUUGCUUCGAUUCCGCCAAUUAUUAUUCCAGCUUGGUUUACAUUGCUUUUUUCAAGGGUCGCUUCGUGACUGGACAGAGGCAACACGUGGAUAGUUCAUCCAGAUUCACAAAGUUUUGGCCCAUUUCUAUGUUUCGGAGAAUAAUACAUCAUAUUAGAGAAGAUGUUUGCGAUCCCGCAGCUGCUGGAACGGGGUGCGUGCCAGAACUCUGUACCCAAUUGGCCAUUAUAAUGGUGGGAAAACAACUGAUAGACAACGUGAUUGAGUUGAUGACGCCGCUGGCAUUGAAUGUAUGGCGUCGAUGGCGAGCUAAAGAGAGCCGCCGUCAAAAUAAAUUGAAUGGAAAACUGCCGGACACUAUUGUAGAAACACUCAAACACCCGAAACAAUGGCAGCUCGACUAUCAGCUAGAAGAUACUGGAUCGUUGGGCCUUUACCAGGAAUAUUCAGAGAUGGUAAUUCAGUACGGAUUUGUGGUUAUGUUCACAACGGCAUUUCCACUGGCCCCGUUGUGUGCUCUGUUAAACAAUGUAUUAGAGCAACGACUAGAUGCGUUCAAAAUGGUAGUUGCUCAGCGACGUCCAGUUCCCUCCUACUACUGUACUAAUAAAAAAUAUACGAAUUACGUCAUUCGAGGACACAUAAAAUGUUGUGAUAACUGUAACAAGUUAUGCACGUGGAUACGAGUGUUGAAAAUUAUGUCAUUAAUCUCAGUUUUAUACAACGCAUUUAUGGUUGCAUUUACCAGUGACCUGUUACCCCGAUAUGUGUAUUCUCAAAUCUCGACUGGAACAUCGUCUUCAUUGGAAGGCUAUGUCGCUUGGUCUUUAUCCUCAAAGAGAAAUGUAACUGAAUACUAUUAUGGAAAAUUAGAAAACAUAAAUGGACCUGAAACAUGUCGGUACAGGGGAUACGGUGCUGAUGCUGAUUCAGAGCACAAUGACUACAGAAAAUGGCAAGUGUUAGCUGCUCGAUUAGCAUUUGUCGUGAUCUUUGAGCAUUGUGUAAUAGCAUCCAUUGCGGCCCUGGUGUAUUUCAUCCGGAAAAGGUUUUCCCGAUACAAAUCCCACGCUAACCCGAACGCCGACAGUCCUUCCGACAAAAGAUCAGUUGCCGGUAUGUCGGUUGACACUGACUCGGGUGGCUCAUCUGCUAUAUUUUAUGCAGCGGAUGGCUCUUUGGCCGCUGCUCACGAUGCGAUAGUGGAAGGACAGCCUAAGGCGUUCAACAACAAUCCGAUGGUUGUGCCGCCAACCUUGCUAGUAAUUGACAUGGAAAACGACGAUCAAGAAAAAUCGACGAAUCAUGAAUACUCGCCUCCAUCUAGAAUACACAGGCCUGAAGAGAGAUUAUAA